AUGGAGGCUUUGUACAAGGAGACUGUCUUGCUCGUGGAGGAAUAUCCUUUGCUGAAACAAUAUGGCAUCUAUGGUGCCAUUGCGGGGAGCUUGAUCCUCUACACUGCUUUGCUGGCCAUCUAUCGUCUUAACUUCCAUCCGUUGGCCGGAUUUCCUGGACCCAAAAUUGCCGCUGUCAGUCGCUGGUAUGAGUUCUACCACGAUGUGGUUAAGCGGGGGAAUUAUGUGUACAAAAUAGAGGAGAUGCACCAGAAAUACGGGCCAAUUAUCCGUAUCAACCCACACGAGAUAGUCAUCAAUGACCCGGAAUUCUACAACGAUGUCUACGUGGCCGGCAACACCCGCCGUACGGCCAUCUGGCCUCGCUACAGGACCGGCAUUGGCUUUGACGGCUCUCACACCAUGACGGAGAACCACGAACUGCACCGUCGUCGCCGCAAGCCACUUGAGCCUUUCUUCUCCCGCAUGGGCAUCGAUAAGAUGGAACCUAUGAUCAUCGAGGAAGCCAAACUCCUUGAUGCUCGUUUAACCGAGCUUAAGGGAUCCGGCAAUGUCGUCCGGCUCGACCAUGUGUUCUCUGCCUUUGCCGGAGACGUUGUCGGCCGGAUCUGUUGUGAAAGCCCUCCUGACAUGAUGAACAAUCCAGAGUUUGGCAAAGAGUGGCACAACUUGAUCGAGAGUAUUGUGAGACAGCUUCUCUUGUUCAUGCAUUUCCCGCAAUUAGUCGCUCUGGCGUCCAUGAUUCCAACCGGGUUCCUCCUGCGUGUGUACCCAGGAGCUGCCGGAUUCAACGUGUUCCGCCAGCUUGCUACUAAGCACAUUAUUGAUGCUAAACAGGACAAUCUUAGCAAACAGAAAGUUGAAGCGAACGGGAAGAGUUCUGUAUUCCGCUAUGUUAUUACAAGCGAGAUGCCUAAGUCUGAGUGCGGCACGGAGCGUCUGAGUCGCGAGGCGAUGGUACUCUUCGGGGCUGGCACCGCCACCACCGCACGUACGAUGGGCUUCAUGUGCUACUACAUUCUCACUAAUCCGCACAUGCGGCAGCGUCUAGGCGAAGAGCUCAACGAUAUCAUGGCAGAUUACCCGCACACCCUGCCUACCUGGCAGCAACUGGAACAGUUGCCGUAUUUGCAGGCACUGAUUAAGGAGGGCCUACGCCUGAGCUACGGCGUAAUGCGCCGUCUUCCCCGGAUCUCGCCGGAUAUCCCCCUUGUCUACAAGCAUUGGGUGAUUCCUGCUGGCACUCCCGUGGGAAUGGCUGCAUAUAGCCUGCACACCGACCCAGAAGUCUACCCGGAGCCAUUCAAGUUCAUUCCCGAGCGUUGGCUGGGCGAUUAUAACGCCGAUAUGAACAGGAACUGGGUUCCUUUCAGCAGAGGAUCUCGGAAUUGCUUAGGCAUGAAUCUGGCUUAUGCUGAGAUGUACUGGGCCAUGGCAGUAAUGUUCAGGCCGGAUGCACCCCGCUUCGAAUUAUUCGAAACGGACGAAUCUGAUAUCUCGCAGUCUGUGGAUUUCUUGAUGCCUCUUCCAAAGUUGGAUAGCAAUGGAAUAAGGAUCACAAUCCAUUGA
Penicillium psychrosexuale is the source of this 1569-nucleotide messenger RNA. RefSeq names its product cytochrome P450. Gene Ontology annotation, molecular function: iron ion binding; heme binding; monooxygenase activity. The record is from RefSeq and is a predicted model, not a curated record. The transcript has 7 exons. NCBI's taxonomy places the organism in Eukaryota, Fungi, Ascomycota, Eurotiomycetes, Eurotiales, Aspergillaceae. Bases 1 to 1569 code for a protein of 522 amino acids.